This is a messenger RNA of Capronia epimyces CBS 606.96, 1149 nucleotides long. RefSeq lists its product as uncharacterized. Gene Ontology annotation, cellular component: mitochondrial inner membrane. The record is from RefSeq and is a predicted model, not a curated record. Lineage: Eukaryota; Fungi; Ascomycota; Eurotiomycetes; Chaetothyriales; Herpotrichiellaceae. Gene Ontology annotation, biological process: mitochondrial phosphate ion transmembrane transport. Gene Ontology annotation, molecular function: phosphate transmembrane transporter activity. The transcript has 4 exons. Bases 1 to 1149 code for a protein of 382 amino acids.
AUGGUUGGACUCUUUCCCAGCUCAACUACCAUCUAUCAGGCCUUGCUGCCUACGUCUCCAUACUACAAGCCUGCUCCCAAACCAGCCGAGCACCCCCAGAAGCGGCCUAUCUUCUCGACAUGGAGUGCCUCAGACACAGCGAAAGGCAAGGCCGUUGAAAUAAGCGCAGCCGCCCAGGCCGAGUACGAGAAGGCGAGUCAAAAGGCUCAAGCUAAGGUUGGAGGCAUCGAGCUUUAUUCAGCCAAAUACUAUGCCGCUUGUACCGUGGGAGGCAUCCUAGCUUGUGGCACCACCCAUACGGCUGUCACACCUCUCGAUCUGGUCAAAUGCCGUCGUCAAGUCGAUCCCAACCUCUACAAGGGGAAUUUCGAAGCCUGGAGGUUGAUUGGCAGGGCAGAAGGCGUCCGUGGAAUUUUCACUGGCUGGGGCCCCACGUUCGUCGGCUAUUCGGUCCAAGGCGCGGGCAAGUACGGCUUCUAUGAAUACUUCAAGCACCUCUACACCCAGCUGGCUGGUGAAGAGAAAGCCGACAAAUACAAAACUUUGCUCUAUUUGUCUGCGUCGGCCUCGGCCGAAUUCAUUGCCGAUGUUGGCCUUUGCCCAUUCGAAGCCGUCAAGGUUCGAAUGCAGACCACGAUCCCCCCGACAUUCACGGGAACCGUCCAAGGCAUUUCUUCCAUCACCGCCAAGGAAGGCGUUGCCGGAUUGUACAAGGGUCUCUAUCCUCUGUGGGCCAGACAGAUUCCCUAUACCAUGAUGAAAUUUGCCUCUUUUGAGAACAUUGUCGCAGCCAUCUACAACUAUCUCCCCGGACAGAAGUCGGAUUAUAACAAGGGAGCCCAGACUGGUGUUGCCUUUGUUGGUGGCUAUCUUGCUGGUAUUCUCUGUGCGAUUGUCUCGCAUCCCGCAGACGUCAUGGUUAGCAAAUUGAAUGCCGAUCGCGCUCCUGGUGAAAGCGUCGGCGGUGCAUUGAGCCGUAUUUACUCCAAGAUUGGCUUCGCGGGUCUCUGGAACGGUCUCCCCGUGAGAAUUGUCAUGAUCGGAACAUUGACUGGACUGCAAUGGAUGAUCUACGACUCCUUCAAGAUCUUUAUGGGAUUGCCGACUACUGGUGGAGGUGACAAGGAGAAGACAACGAUCAAAACAUAG